This is a messenger RNA of Phytophthora sojae, 693 nucleotides long. RefSeq lists its product as hypothetical. The transcript is spliced from 4 exons. The record is from RefSeq and is a predicted model, not a curated record. The coding region runs from base 1 to 693 and encodes 230 amino acids. Lineage: Eukaryota; Oomycota; Peronosporomycetes; Peronosporales; Peronosporaceae.
AUGGCAUGCACAUUCGAUUCUACUUCAACGACGCAGGCGGCAGUGCCGGGAGAAGAUGAUGACGACGUUGAAGGGGCUCCCCCAGCUGCCCUUGACGUCCACGCCGAAGACUUGACAGAAUCUCCGCUGCUUACGCAGUUGUCUCCGCCCACCGAUGACUCGCUAUUGCCAGCGUCCGAAGGUUCCCCUCGAACGCGCCAUUCGCUGGGAAGUAGCGCCACCAACAAAGCUGCCGCAGUGAGUGAAGAAGAUGCCGGAGAUGUUUUACCUAAACCUGCCACUGCUGCCCAUGAACGCCGCGUGGAACCGCCUCGAACACCCUCCAAAAGAAAGCAACAUCCCACCAAACCGCCCACCACCAGCGGCAAGCGCCAAGCUGCACCAGCAUCUCGUACACUUGAGCUACCAUCGCUGAACGCUUCACCAUCAAGCCCCAGCACAACUGCUCCCAGAAAUGCAAUUGCAGGUGCUAUAGAAAUGGCAGCGAAGACGAAGGCAGUCGGAAACACCGCAUUCACACCCAGUGGGGGCCACACUGUCGGAUAUGCAGUGAGCCGCGGAUGGAUACACAAGCUCAUCGAUAUGGAGUGGGUCAGGACGGAUGCGUUGCAACGCCAAGCCUGUAUGUUGAGGUGGGGAGACAACUCGAGAUCCUGUGUCAUCGCCUCUGGAUUCCGGACCAGGAGUAUAUGA